This is a messenger RNA of Porites lobata, 5613 nucleotides long. Lineage: Eukaryota; Metazoa; Cnidaria; Anthozoa; Scleractinia; Poritidae. The record is from the annotation of a GenBank genome assembly.
AUGGCAGCUGCAGGACCAUCGCCUCUGGCCAGCUGUGAAGAAAAGACAAAUGGAUCCAAGCUGAGCAGGCUUCUUAUCGAUGGUGGAACAACAGUUCUAAGAAAUGUUUUCAAUUAUCAUCAUCCUCCAGCCAACUUGGCUGCUGAUCUCAAUGCCAAUUAUUCCGCUCUCAACAACCUCUUGCGGCGAAGGGUUCUAAAUGGUCAUCAGUGGGACAAACUCUUCCCGCCUGGAGGAGCCAUACCAGACUCCAACACGUUUGACAUCACUCUUUUAUUCCUUCUUCUGACCAACAUUUGUGGAUUGGCCCCUCCCCUUACAGGAUGGCACACUAAACCAGCCCCUAGUGACAACUCUCACGAGGCGAAUCUUGCUCGUGUCAAGUAUUUCCGUAACGUUUUGUAUGGUCAUGUGACCAGUACUGGUGUUGAUACUUAUUCCUUCUCUGUUCUGUGGCAAGAAAUCAGUGCCUUUCUUUUAGCUCUUGGGUUACAGCAAUCAGAAAUUGACAGACUGAAGGCAGAGCGAGGCGGAGAGGAGGAUUAUCUUGACGCGUUACGUGACUGGGCUGACAGUGAAGAGGACAUCAAAACACAGUUAAAGGACGUGUGUCAAGCUCAGAAAGAAAUGGAACAGACUCUUCUGAAGACUUAUGAAACGUUCCAGGAAAGCAAAACCAAGCUAGAGGAUGUACAUCAAGUUGUUACGGAAAUACGUCAAGCCCAACUCAACACAGACCAAGAGGAAGAUGUCCUUAAGCAACUUGCUAAGGUGGACACUGAAAACAUUAUUGAAUACCACUCAGAAAGAUAUUUAGGGGGGACCCGAGCGUCGAUUUUUGUCAAAGUGAAAAAUUGGUUAGAUGACAACAACUCUUUUCAUCGAGUGAUGGUGAUUGCUGGAAAUGUAGGAAUGGGGAAGUCUGUUAUUGCAGCUGAAAUUUCCAAACGUAUGCAACAAGAUAGAAGGCUGUUAGGAAGCCAUUUUUGUCAACAUAACAGGAUGCGUCACAGGAAUCCCAAGGUGAUGCUCCAGUCCUUAGCUUGUCAUGUAUCGUAUUCUCUUCCAGAAUACAAAGAAGCCCUUGUGGGGCAGCUUUCGAGAAAUCUGGGUCUGGAUAUCAAUGAUAUGGAAACGGAAGAUUUGUUUGAGUUGCUGUUUGAAGAGCCACUAAACAGAUUAAGUGACCCCGGUUUUACCUCUCUUGUUGUAAUUGAUGCCUUAGAUGAAAGUGAAUACCAAGGAAGGAAUGAGCUGUUAGAAGUAAUUGCUAAGUACUUUAACAAGCUCCCGAUAUGGAUCCGAUUCCUUGUGACAACACGGCCAGAAAUAAACAUUUGGGACAGUCUGAAAGGUCUUCGACCCCUACUGCUGGAGCCAAACAAUGAAGAGAACGUGAAGGACAUUCGCCAUCUCUUUGAAAGACAUUUAAGCCAUAUGUUGCAAGUCAAUAAUCAUGAGUCGAUCUUGACCGAACUUGUUGAAAAAUCGGAAGGAGUGAUUUUAUGGGCUCAACUUCUGGUAGAUUUCAUAAAGGACAAUUUCUCAGUUCUCAAGUGGGAACACCUUGAUGGCACCAUACCGUCGGGUAUUUCGUCGGUUUACCAGUCUUAUUUCAAACGUCUAGAGACUGAACUAUGCAAAGAACUCAAGAUGUCUGAAGACAUGUUUUUAAGCCUACUGAGUGUCAUUGUAGCUUCACGAGAACCACUGCCACUCGGCUUUGUUUCUAAAUUUUUGUUCCCUGGCAAAGUGUCCUCAGUUGUUCAGCGAAAGAUAAGCAAGGCCAUUGCUUGCAUAUCGUCGCUUCUGCCUGUUCAAGAAGGGUGUAUUCACUUCUUUCACAAGUCAGUCAGAGACUGGUUAGUUGAUCAGUCGUGCUAUGGUAAGCACAGUUUCAGCGUCUUGGAAAACGAAGGCCACCUCAUUCUUGCUCGUCUUUGCGGUAAUGAAUUUGAUGAGGUGAAAAGAAAAGGUGUUGAUUGGUCACAACAGUUCGAUAACGUCACAAAGUAUUCUCUGCGACAUGGCGUUCAACACAUGCUUCAGUUGGAUGAAGACAUCAGACCAAGCGGCCUUGAAGAGAUCGUAAAUAAGUAUGUCCUAGAUGUGGAGCUUGUUUACGCAAAGCUGCGCGUGGAUAGUGCAAUACCCGCUGAAGAUAUCGCUUGCAUAACUAAGUUUUCUGUGAAAAGGCAGGCCGCCUCUAAGACUUUGUUGUUUCUUUUAAGGAAGCAUAUUGGUACAUUGAAGCAACUGCCUCAUGUUAUAUUUCAAACGUUGUUGAAUGAAGGAGGACCGGAGCUGUGUUAUGAAGCAUCAAACCUCUUGAAGAGUAAGUAUUCUCACAUAUCCCACAUGGAAUACUUAGACAAGAACAAUCUGGAAGGAAUCGUUCAAACUAAAUUUCAUUGCUCUUCCGAAGUGGCUUGUUUUGACGUUUCACCUUCGUCAGACUACAUGGUUUGUGAAUGUCGGGAUGGAACGAUUCAGCUGUGGUCUCUUCAGACUGGAAAGCUCGUUUGGAAACGUCCUGUCAUCAAAGUGAAGAGUUACUCCCGUUUCUUUCAGGCCUUCAGGACUGCUGCCCCAGCCUCUUUCUCGCCACAUUUCCUUUCAUUGCCGCUUUCUGAAGUAUCCACAUUUGCAUUGUCUUGUUUUCGUUCUGUUGUGUUUCAUCCUACUAGGAGGCUUGUUUUGCCAGGAGUUCUGAGUGAAACCUAUAGUUUUGACGGAGACCUAAACAGACUUUUUCCGGAAAGCAACUGUAUCUUCUCUGUUUGUUCAAUAUCUGGUGAUACGAUUCUCACGGACUGUCCCGAUAAUGCGAAAUGCCUUAUCCUUUGGAGUCUUUCGAAUGGUACAGAGCUAACUCGUACCACCAGAGAUCACAACGUCUUGACUUUUGCUCGGUCUCAGGAUGGAAGGGUUGCAGCGAUUUCUCAUUCAGAUGGUUCAGUUUGUUUGGUUGACUUGAUGAGUAAUUUCCGACUAGUCGCGGAAACGGUCUUGCAGAGCAUAUGUGGGAUGAUAAAGUUCUCCCCUGACCACCGAUUCCUUUACUGUUGGCAUUGUCCAUUGCGUUACGGUUAUCAACACCCUGACUUUUUUAAGUUAACUGUCAGUACAUCGAAUGGUGGAAAUGUUUUUCUUGACGUAGCUUCUGAGAAUGUUUCAUAUGUUCCGUGGGAAUGGGAAUCAACCAGUAGGUCUGGUUUCAUGCUUGGAGAUCCACUCUGUUGUAGAAGGCAAACCUCGCCUCCUUCCUUGGGGACAUUCGUGUUUGUGCUGAACAAACAAUCUAUUUUAAGAAGUAACCCAAGAAGUGGUUCUAUAGAAAUGUUGUUUCCCUAUGAACAAACAAAAUGCAGCGAUGGUGAUAAGGUCCUUAAUUCCCUUAAACUUUCCCUAACUGGAGAUACCGUGUAUAGUAAGGACGAAUGGGGUGGAUCUGUUUUGUUUGCCUGGGAUGUUUCAAGUGGAGCCCGUAAAGCUGCUUUACUCAUUAAACCUGACAAGGAAGGGAUUGCAAAGCCUAUGAGGCAAUUUACCGACACCAGUUUGGCAGCAGUGCAGACCAUGACCGGGACGAGAGUGGGAAGAUCAAAACCCUAUGAGCAGGACGAGAGCGGGAAGCCUAGAGCUGCAAAAGUCACUGAACAGCACAAUAAUUGCAGCGGCUUAGACUAUGACUGGCACAAAAGCAGAAGCCCAAAGCUGCGAAAGUCAUUUCGCAAGACAAUGUUGGCCGCGACUCAGACAAUAUUCCGGACAAGAAUGGGGAGAAAAAAGCACUAUGACCAUUACCAAAGAGAGGAGCUCAGAGCAGAGAAAGUUAGUGAACAAGACAAUGACAUUAGCAGCUCAGACGGUCAACAGCACAAGAAACGGGGCUUAAGGCCGAGAAAGCCAUUGAUACCACCUCAGACCGAAGUUGAGCAGGAUAAGAGCGGGGAGCCUAGAGCUGCGAAAGUCAUUGAACAAGACAAUGAUUGCAGCGGCUCCGACUAUAACUGGCACAAAAGCAGAAGCCCAAAGCUGACAAUAUUCCGGACAGGAAUGGAGAGAAAAAAGCACCGUAAACAUUACCAAAGAGAGGAGCUCAGAGCAGACAAAGUUACUGAACAAGACAAUGGUGUUAGCACCUCAGACGAUCAACAGCACAAGAAAGGGGGCUUAAGGCCGAGAAAGCCAUUGAAACCACCUCAGACAGAAGUUGAGCAGGACGAGAGCGGGGAGCCCAGAGCUGCAAAAGUCACUGAACAAGACAAUGAUUGCAGCGGCUCAGACUAUGACUGGCACAAAAGCAGAAGCCCAAAGCUGACUCGAACAAUACUCCGGACAAGAAUGGGGAGAAAAACGCACUAUGAGCAUUACCAAAGAGAGGAGCUCAGAGCAGACAAAGUUACUGAACAAGGCAAUGGUGUUAGCACCUCAGACGAUCAACAGCACAAGAAAGGGGGCUUAAGGCCGAGAAAGCCAUUGAAACCACCUCAGACAGAAGUUGAGCAGGACGAGAGCGGGGAGCCUAGAGCUGCAAAAAUCACUGAACAAGACAAUAAUUGCAGCGGCUCAGACUAUGACUGGCACAAAAGCAGAAGCCCAAAGCUGCGAAAGUCAUUUCGCAAGACAAUGUUGGCUGCGUCUCAGACAAUAUUCCGGACAAGAAUGGGGAGAAAAACGCACCAUUUGUAUGAACAAAGUGAGGAGCUCAGAGCAGAGAAAGUCAGUGAACAAGGCAGUGAUGGAAGCAGCUCAAACAGUGACCAGCACAAGAAAGGGGGCUUAAGGCCGAUAACCAAAUUGAUACCACCCCAGGCCAGAGUUGAGAUUUUCCGGUAUUUGCCGGUAAAUAAAGGUGUUUUACUUGUACUAUGUUUAAAAGAACGAUGUACUCUAGAGCUGUGGAAUUUUCAGUUGUCAAAGUGCAUUGAACGUUGGAGUUGCCUCGGGCAAUUCCAAACAGUAUUUCCCGUUUCAGAGGAACUUGUGUGUUUAAUUUCGCCGUCAUUACACGAGGUGAAAAUAUUUGAUACUUCAAGUGGUUACGAACAGUCGGCAAUGUGUUUACCUGGAACGUUUACUGCAUGCAACAGUAAAUAUCAGUUUUUGGCCACCUUGGAUAGCCACCCUCAGACAAUUGUCUUGUUACAAGGCAAAACAGUUAUUUGGAAAAAAUACUGGCCUCGUUCUGGAUACCGUAACUUCAAUUGUGAAAGAUUUUCGUUUUCUCCCGACGACCAGUUUUUCGUAAUUUCUGGGGUGGAGCAAGGGCAUGGUGUUUAUUUACUGGAUGCUUAUUCAGGAAGUACACUUCAGAUGUUAUGGAAAGGGGAAGUUGACCGAAGUGUUUUUGUCAGUAACGACGAAUGUGUUGUUCAAACCUCAGAGCCACCAAGUGUUACAUGUCUCCGACUGUUCAACGUUAGAUCUGGGCAGCAAUUAAGUGUGUUGAAUAUUGAGAGUCAGUUGACCGCUUUGACAAUUUCUCCUUGGAAUGGUCUUAUUGCCAUUUGUGAAAAGAACACUAACCACAAUUUCAGAGUUAUCCUGUUAAGGCUAUCUGGUGAUAACGAAGAAAAAAGGAUGAUCAAAGGUCAGCUGUCGAUUUGA